UAUCGUUAUUAUCCCUAUCAAGUAUCAACAUCAACAGUAUUGACGAUUUACUGUUUCUCCAAACCUAAACUGUUCAAAGUUUGAACUUCAAACUUAGUUUAGACAUCGAUGUGUGACAUUUGUAUAUGUAUAUUGCAUACCAUUAAAAAUGAUGUAAUGCACACAUGAGAAUUUCGUAUUCUAAAAACAAAUAAGCGUAUUUACUUACUGUAUAAUUCUAUUAAAAAUAUGUCGACAUUCACUUUCGGAACAACUACGACGUCGAAUAACACAAAUUUUGGAUUUGGACAGAAACCAGCAACAGGUUUUAAUUUAACUAGUACACCUUUUGGUUCGACUGUACCAGCACCGACAUUAACAUUCGGAGCUUCUCCGAUACCAGCAGCAACUACCGGGCUUAGUUUUGGGUUCAACAAUGCGCCUGUGACUGCUGGACAAACGCAAUCGAGUGGUUUAGUUUUAGGAUCGAACAUAAUAACCACAACUACCGCUACUAGUUUAUUUCCAACCCCGACUACCUGCGCACCACUGUUCAACAAUCUUACUUUCGGCACCGCCACGCCAAGUAAUAGUUUAACAUUUGGUGCUCCGACCAAUACAUCAUCGACCGGAAAUGUUACUUUUUGCACGCCUACUACCACAACAUCACUUUUUGGUGGAUCAAUUACCAGUGGUUUAUUAGGAUCAAAGCCAUUUACCAGUACUAAUGCCACGACUGUUACAAAUAAAGGCUUGGGAGGUUUAGAUGUGUCCGUAAAUAAUAAAGGCCUUUCGCAAGGAAGCAGUACUCCAGCAACUGCUAAAGAUAAUGUUUGGCCACCGGAAUUAAUGCAGACGAUAGAUAAAUUCAAGGAAUUUGUGAAAGAGCAAAAGGUAUUAUCUUCGGAUAUAUCAAGGGGUUCUGCGAGACCGUUAAAUCGAUGUGCCGAAGAUACAGCAUUAUUGAUGGAAAUUUUAACUACAUUAGCUGGCUCUGUACAAAGAGAUCGCGCUUCCGUCGAUAAAUUAAAGCAAGAUACAGCAAAAGCGUUACAAAAUACUGAAAUAAUACAAAGGACACACGACACUCCAUUAGGAUUACAAUAUGAAAAUAACGCACCGUUAUUAUUUUUUAUGGAAUUAGCUGAUAAUUUUGAACAUGAUUUAAUGUUGUUUAGAUCUCAAAUUGAAACAACAGAAAAGCAUAUACAAGCAAUGAUGACUCCAAAAACUCUAACGCCGCAAGAAUUAACAAUGGCUAUGAGUAAACUUCACGAGUCUCUGGUAGCUGUUGCUGGUAAAUUACAAGGGGUGCAUUCUAAAGUCCAACAACACAAGGAGCAAUAUCUAAAUUUUAGAAAAUACGUUUUAAAAGAUAAUACGAAUGUUUUUGAAGAUAUUAGAAUGGAUGGGAAAACGUCUAGAAAUAAUAUUGGAAAAAUUACAAGCGGUCCGACUCCAUUUGGACCAGGAAAUAAAAGUUUUCUUUCGUCUACAGCUUUAAAUUCUAACAGAUCAGGAAGUUAUGGAACUCGAAAUCCAUUAGUUUGGGGAAAUACAAUACCGACAUCGUCUGCUACUAACAUUAAUCUAGGCUCGUCGAUGAAACCGCCAACUGCAAAUUUGACUUUCAGUACACCAACCAAUUUUACAGCACCUUUACCAACAAGCGAAUCGAAUUCGAGUUUCCAGCUUCAAAAACCUCCUAUUGGUAAUAAAAGAGGGAAACAUUAAAAUACGACUGUGUUCUUUUUGUAUUUCUCUGAAUUCCACAUAAAAUAUUGUUCUCCACUUUAUUUCUUACGUUGCAAAACAUCAAUUGCUUUAUGUAACGGGUAUAAAGUUUUUUUCCUAAACAAGAAAUAUCUGCAUGCUAUUAGUUUUAUAAUAACUGUUUACAACAAAGUAUUUUUUUUACU
Colletes gigas is the source of this 1898-nucleotide messenger RNA. It is a transcript of the gene Nup58, whose product is annotated as nucleoporin p58/p45. Gene Ontology annotation, cellular component: nuclear pore. The record is from RefSeq and is a predicted model, not a curated record. Gene Ontology annotation, molecular function: structural constituent of nuclear pore. Lineage: Eukaryota; Metazoa; Arthropoda; Insecta; Hymenoptera; Colletidae. Bases 229 to 1713 code for a protein of 494 amino acids. Gene Ontology annotation, biological process: nucleocytoplasmic transport. The transcript has 7 exons.